Molecule: messenger RNA, 4657 nt
Organism: Cinclus cinclus
Lineage: Eukaryota; Metazoa; Chordata; Aves; Passeriformes; Cinclidae
Product: tumor necrosis factor receptor superfamily member 10A-like
Exons: 11
Coding region: 1235-2635 (466 amino acids)
Biological process (GO): positive regulation of apoptotic process; TRAIL-activated apoptotic signaling pathway
Cellular component (GO): plasma membrane; cell surface
Molecular function (GO): protein binding
Source: RefSeq, a predicted model, not a curated record
AUUACAUCAGCGCUGUCCACAACAGGUUUUUGGGAAGCGCUUUCAUCCAUCCAUUUCAUUCAUUCUGUAAACUGGUUAGCAGAGUUUAUUUAGACCAGCCUGAUAAAGCCAAGCCUUACUAAACCCACCACUUCAGGGCACGCUCGUAACAACCUCGAGAUUGUUUUACUUUUUAUCCCGUAUUUUUAAUAAAAGGGAUGGGGAGCUGCUCAGGGUGAUGAUUCACAUGGCGUGAUCGGACGAUAUUGCGUCAUGGUUUUUUGAGGCCGCGGGUUUUUGAGGAUGAAUGCCCUGGAUCUCCAGCUUUGCUGGAGAUCAAAUUCCACGUGCGGGAAUUCCGGGGGAAAAUCCCCACCUGAAUCAGCUCAGUGUCCUUGGAGCGGAUGACAUCAAAUUUCUGCCCAGCAUCUCUUUUAGCCAGUUCUCCCGCUGUCAGGGGCUGUGGGAUGUUUCUUCCUCUUUCAGGUCAGGAGUUCAGCGAGGGAUCUCUCCUUGACUGCAGGGUCCAGCUCCUUUUGGGAUCACCUCAGGAGAAAAACGAACUGGGGAUGUUUCAAAGUUCAAAGCUUUUUACCUUCCCGAGCUUUUUCUCCAGGCUCGAUCCUCCAGGAAGGAAAAGCUGAUGAGGGAUCCCUGUGCCUCUAAUUCCUCUUUCUGCAGACUUUCUGGGGUUGUUUACCGUGGGUGAAAACUCCUGAAUUUCACCAGUGCUGGAUUGUCCAACUGACGGUUUUGUCAGUGGGUGCUGUGGGCUGAUAACCUUAUCGUGCAUUGGUUGCUGCUCCCUGUAGAGCAAUGAAAUCCCGUGGCUGAGGGGCCUUCCCAAACUGCAGAAAACGCUGUGGUGUCGCUGUGAUCACCCUCACAGCAUGGCAGAGUUCAGGUUGGGGAAGAAACAUGGAUUUUUUUUUUUUUCUUUUCCCCCGUGGAAAUGGGAUCAUUUUGUCCCUUCACUCCCAGCACUCCCAAGAGCAGAGUGGGUGAAGCUGUUGUGGCUGGAGCUCCACAAGUGGAUUAAAAAAAAAAAAAACAAAAACCACACUUUACAAACUUACAAAAGUUCCUAGCUGGAGAAAAGAGGAGCAGAGCCAGACCCUGGGAGAUGUAGAACCAGAAGACAUUGGAGGGACAUGGAUUUGAUCCCUCCAAGCCAGGGUCUGGAUCUGGCCCCGUUCCCUGCCUGGCCAGGGCUCGGGGCUCUGUGGCGUGGUCAUGGUGGCUGUUUGUCCUUGCCAUGGCAUGGCCGGUGUCAGAGGUGGCUUUGUGGUUCUGUCACCCUCUGCAGCCCUGUGACAAUUCCUCCCCAGCCCUUCCCCUGACCUGCUGCAGUCAGUUUUGCCUUUUCCUGGCGCUGGAAGCCUCCAGGGAUUGGUGGACCCGGUGGACCAGGCGGUGUCUCUAUUGUUUCAGCCAUUACAGACAACUUCUGACUCACGGCAGAAAUAUUUGCUUUAAAAGGAAGAUUUUUUUUUUUGUUUGGGGAGGGACGGGGAGAAGUGACUCCGGGAGCCCUGAGACACUCCACUCCCUGCCACCCCGGUGCAGGGUGCAGCAGACAGCCACUUUGGGAGCCAAUGCUGUGACCCUGAAGAGGGACAGUGUGGAUCCCUUGAAUCCAGGCUGGGGAGGGAGAGAUGAUUGCUACAGGAAUGGUGAUGGGCUCUAUUGCCAGAAGUGCCCUGCAGGCACCUACCUUGCAGAAGAGUGUAAAGAGCAGAACAGCUUUGGCAGGUGUGAGCCCUGCGGAGAUGGGGAAUUCAUGGAAUAUCCCAACGCCUUCCAGUCCUGCCAGGAGUGCUCCAAGUGCAGGGAAGAUCAGGUGCAGCAGAGUCCCUGCCAGCCCACCAGGAACACGGUGUGUGUCUGCAAGGAUGGCACCUUCUGCCCCCCGGAGCACCCCUGCGAGAUGUGCCAGAAGUGCCAGCCCAGGUGUCCCGAGGGUCAAAUAGUGCUGAAACCCUGCACACCUGACAGUGACCUCCAGUGUGGUCCUGCCACGGACACGGGCACCUUCAGUGUCGGGGCCACCAUCGGGGUGAUCAUAGGGAUAUCAGUGUUCUUGUUAGUGACUGGGUUCUGCAUCUGGAAACGCCACUGCAGAUCCUCAGGGGAUGGGAGACCCUCGAGAAAGAGCCCCUAUGAAAUGGUGAGCUCCAUGUUUCAAAAGCUGAAGUACAAGAACGUCAACGUGGGGGCAAGGGACAACGCUGCCAACGAGCCACGUGACAUAGAGACAGAGCCACCAGUGACGCUGCCAAGUGUGAGUGCAAGACCCAGGAGGAAUCUGGUUCCAGCACCAGGGAAGGACCCCACUCAAGUGCUGCGGGGCUCCUUUUACACCUUCGCUGGAAACGUCCCCAGGGAGAACUGGAAGAAAUUUGGCCGCUACCUGAACCUGGAGGAGAACGUCGUGGUCACGGCCACGUCGGAGGAUGGAGUCUACGACAUGCUCCUCAAGUGGCAGAGCAGGGAGGGGACCAAAGCCUCUGUGAACACGCUGCUGGAGAUCCUGGAUGAGCUCCACCUCGGCGGGGUGGCAGAGCACAUCUCCUCCACUCUGAUCCAGAAGGAACUUUUUCAGGAUGGAGCUGCAGGGAGCGGUGAACACCUCCCUCCUUCAAGCUGCAGCCAUUAAAUACCUCCCAGAACACUUGAAGUUUAGGUGUUUAUAGUUCUCAUUUGGCUCCUCUCCUUUUGAAGCCAUCACAGAACUGGGCAGAGCCAGGAGAGCUGAUCCUCAUGAGAGUAUGAACCUCAGGCUGCUCUCUGCUGGAGUUCCAGGCUCAGUGCUGGUGCUUCCUCCUGAAACCCAAACUGGUUUAUUGAUCUCACUGGAUUGAUGCACAGAGCUUCAAAUCAUCAUUUCUAGAUGCCAACGGUACUACCUGAAUCUUCAGGAUCAGCACACACAGAAGGGCUUUUCCAGGGUUUUUGGCAUCUCUGUGCUUUUUAAACUGGAUCAUUCAUGUUUACUCAAAGGAUUCCUGGCAUCGUGAAAUGGCUUCUGCUUCUAGAACAUCUCUGAGAAGGCUUCACUCUGCAUGCUUGGUGGUUCUGCAAGAAGUCUGAUGAGGGCCUGCCCAGAGUCUCAAUGGACACCAGUUGCUCCAGGACUCCAGAAUUAAUUCUCAGCCACCCCAGCAAUUAUUUAUUCCCACCAGGAAUUAUUUGUAUCCCACCAGGAAUGGCCCCCAGGGAUCCUUUCUGCCAGGGGAAGCCCUCAGCACUCACCCUGGCCUUUAUUUACCCUACACCAGAGUCCUGUGCUUUGUCCCCUGCCGUAACAGGGGGGUGAUGUCUGUCCCUCUGUCCCUCUGUCCCUCCGGGGGUGGCACCAGCAGCGCUGACCCAGAGUGUCUCCAGCUCCACCCAGCCAGGGCUCUGUGUGUUGCAGUAGCUGUGUUGCAAAUCCAUGCAGUGCUUAGUGAGAAAAGGGCUCUGCUGGACCCCCCAAAAACACCCCUGGAGCUGCUCUCCAGCCCCUGCACUGCGGAGGGGAUUUUUUUUUUUAUUUUAUCUUUUUUAAAGAUUGCGGGGCUGGGGUGAAUAGCAGGAGUUGUCACUGACCUGCCCGGAGGGUUUGUGCUCGGGGGUCUCUCCUGGGCAUUGCCCUGUGCCCCCUGAGCAGGCAAAGCUGGGCAGGAGCUCCUGCAGAGCCAGGCACAUGCAGGGGUCAGUGCCAGGGCUCGGGUCCUGGCCAGGGGAAAAGUGAACAGGACUUGGGAAGCAGCGGUGAGUGCCCAGAUUGUGUGAAAAGGAGAGAAAGCCGUGGUCCUACCUGCUCCAAGGGGCUCCUGACCGAGGCUGAGGGUGGGACAUGCGGAAUGAGAGGCUCCAAGGUGCUCCAGCUGGGAAGAGGAGCAGUGUGGAAAGGGAGGGGACACCACUGGGAGCAUCCCCAGGUGCUCCUCCAGCAGCAGCCUCGGCAGGGGUGGGCUCCAAGGAGCUUUCCCCAUCCCUGCUGGGGAGGGUGAGGAGGUUUGGGUGCUUCCUGCACUGCCUGGCAGCCCUGGGGCUGCGCACCUGCGGGGACACAGGUGGGACAGGCAGGGUCAGUCCCGUGGAAAAGCCACCUGGAUGGAAAAGCCACCUCGUGUCACACCAGGGGUUUGGGUCCUGCAAGGUCUCGCUGUCCUUGCCUGUCCCAGGAGCUCUGGAAGGGCUCUGGAAGGGGGUGAUGGCAUCACCCCAAAGCUGGCACAAGGAUGUGCCUGUCCAGCAGCUCCUCCCACACACACAGGGACCACGCCGGGCUUUUAAAAUACCAUUUAUUACAAUGGAGCCUUCCAGGCUAAAAUCCCAAGCCGAGGGCUCGGGGUUGGUUUCUGGCGUGUCAGGUUGAGGGAUUUGGUUUGGGUUUUUUUUGCUUUGAGUUCUCUAUCUAAACAAAACCGAGGAGUUAAGAACAGGGAGGAGAGGACUGCGAUCCCCUCCGUGCCCUGAAUUAGGACAGACCCCACUUGUAGGGGAAAUUCUGCAGUGCCUGGAGGCAUUUGGGGACCAGGGUCCCCUGCCCUGUGCCUGACCCUGCUGUGAGUCGAAGGGGGCUGCAGGACCCCCAAGGUGGCUCCAGGUGGUGAGAUGCCAUCAGACACCCAAACCACAUCCCAGAGCUUCUGGUUCCAAAUCAAAAUGGAAGCAGGAUGUGUUUCUUCUU